This is a messenger RNA of Ceraceosorus guamensis, 1123 nucleotides long. RefSeq names its product RNA-binding domain-containing protein. The record is from RefSeq and is a predicted model, not a curated record. Gene Ontology annotation, molecular function: U1 snRNA binding. Gene Ontology annotation, biological process: mRNA splicing, via spliceosome. Bases 216 to 1016 code for a protein of 266 amino acids. Gene Ontology annotation, cellular component: U1 snRNP. NCBI's taxonomy places the organism in Eukaryota, Fungi, Basidiomycota, Exobasidiomycetes, Ceraceosorales, Ceraceosoraceae. The transcript is spliced from 5 exons.
GUGCGUUUUAGAAGUGGUUCUGUGCGGGUCACGUGUCGCGCUGCGUGGUGGUGAGCCCAGCUCGAUCCACGAUUUACACCGCUAUCCGCUCUUGCGCACGCCCACCAUCCAUGAUCACGACUAUCGCAUCGCUGUGCGGCUUGAUUUCAUCACCUCUCCCGCCCGUGCACACCCCGAAGUCCUUGAGCUGAUCAAGUCUUUCCGUUGCAGCCAUCAUGUCUGCAGAAGUCGAGAUGGCCACCGGAGCUGACGUGGACGUGCCCCAAGCGGUAGGGGUGGAGAAGACGGAUGAAGCAGCUUCCAACCCUCUCGCCGCCAACCGAACCAUCUUCAUCUCAAACCUCAAUCAAAAGAUUAAGUUGGAUGUACUGAAAGAGUCACUCAAAGGUCUUUUCUCUUCCUACGGGGACGUGCUCUCCGUCACAGCGCACAAAAACGUGCGCAUGAAAGGACAGGCCUUUGUAGCGUUUGCAGAUUCGCAAGCCGCCGAGAAAGCUGUCGGAGAAGUCAAAGGUUUCCCAUUGUAUGGUAUGCCCAUGCAACUUGAAUUUGCGAAGACGCGAUCGGACGAAGUCGUGAAGCAAGAUGUGGGUGGUGAAGGGACAGAAGCCUUCGAGGAGCACAAGAGGCAAAGGUUGGAGCACAAGAAGAGGCAGAGAAGGGGAAACGCCAUGCGUCGCAAAGAAUUGGCCAAAAAGAUAGCUGCAAAGAGAGGCGAGGCAGUGGAUACCAAUGCAGCUCAACCUGCCAAGCGCCAAGAGGUGCAAAUGCCAGACGAGUACCUUCCCCCAAACAAGAUCUUGUUCCUGCAGAACGUCCCUUCCAGCGUUUCCAGAGACAACCUCGAGGUCCUCUUCCAACCCUUUGCUGGAUUCACAGACGUCAGACUUAUUCCUGGCAGACCUGUCGCUUUCGCAGAGUUCAUCGAUCCCAAUGCAGCUUCCAUCGCCAGGGACGCUCUCAAUGGGCACACGUUCGAGAAUGGAGACAAGCUCAAAGUCACCUUUGCAAGGUAGACGCGGUCUAAAUCUCGCGCCUCACAUCCUGUUCAGAAAAGCUCAACAUGGUAUUUCUUGCAGUGAGCAACUUCGUAAUGUAACAAUAGCGCUAUCUCGGUUCGGUC